AGGGACGCCAUAUGUGGGGGACGGUCCUGUGCGUGUGUGUCGAAGGUGAUAGAAUCAGAUUUAAAAUUAGAUUUAACGAAACUUCACUUAAAAUCAUCUUGAAUGAUUGAUUCUGCUGUUAAACCCGGUAACGGUUCAUCUGGCUGACGUCACACAGGAAGGUGGACAGGAGGACGGUCACCAUGCUGAGUGUGUGGAGCUCCACCAGGUUCAGGGUCCUGCAGCUUCCUGUACGACCAGCCUGCUCAGGUGUGAUCCACAGGAGGCCACCUGCACCUGGGCACACCUGCUCUGCAGCGCCAUCUUUAGACGGCCUCCACAGGUCUGGAGGAUGCAGACACCUGUCAGGUGUCAGGACUCUGUCAGGUGUCAGGACUCUGUCAGGUGUCAGCAGCAGUAGUAGUGAGGAUGUUGCAGAUGUUGCAGGUGCUCCAGAUGUUGCAGGUGCAGGCGGGUGGUACAGCAGCCUGUCAGACUCGGUUCCGGUCCACCUGUGUGAACACUUCCUGGUGAGCGUGCAGCAGGCCAGUGGGUUUCCGUGGUGGCUGAGCGUCGUCGUGGCGACACUGUCGGUCCGGACACUGGUCACUCUGCCGCUCGCUGCGUACCAGCUGGUCAUCAUCUCCAAGGUGGAGGCGCUGCAGGUGGAGAUUGCUGAGCUGGCCAAGAGGCUGCGGUACGAAGUGUCAGUGCGAGCAAGAGAGAGAGGCUGGACAGAGAAACAGAGCCGGUUCCAGUUCCAGAAGAACCUGCGUCGGAUCGUCUCUCAGCUCUACAUCAGGGACAACUGUCACCCCUUCAAGGCCAGCCUGCUGAUCUGGGUCCAGCUGCCGCUCUGGAUCAGUCUGUCUCUGGCCCUCCGGAACCUGAGCCUGGAUCAGUCAGCCUGGCAAGCUGAGCUGGCAGCAGGAGGCGCUCUGUGGUUCCUGGACCUCACGGCACCGGACUCCACCUGGAUCCUCCCGGUCUGUCUGGGACUCACCAACCUGCUGGUUGUGGAGGUGUUUUCUCUGCAGAGAGUCGCCACGUCCAGGUUCCAGCGGCUGGUCCUGAACUCCAUCAGAGGGUUCUCGGUGCUGAUGAUCCCCGUCGCUGCUGCGGUUCCGUCGUCCACAGAAUCCUGCGACUUCGGACUCAGCGAUCAGACUCUCCUUACAGAGACCUGCUGUCUACUUUCAUCUCCAGAUACCGCCCAUGAACCAAAAGACGACCGGAGCUUCAUGCCUUCGUCCACCAGGCCUCCGUUGACUCGUCCCGCCUGCCGUCUCUGGAGCUGAAGCUGGAUUGGAACAGACCAAAGUACAGUCCAAUCACGAUGCCAGCUGCCUCUCAAAAGGCUCCUUCAUCUGGCAGGUGGCAGCACUUCUUCUGAGGGGAAGCUGAGCUGGUCCAGCAGAACUUUGGAGAUGUGUUCCAGUGGUUGGUGGAUGUGUGGGGAGAUAGAGAGGGACCUUUGAAUUAUUCACAAAGGAAAACAGGGAACCCAUUGGUAGUUUUAGUUUAGGCUGCUACUGUGGUGUGUUUUGGGGUUUUAAGAGGUGAACAGGAAGAGGUUUUUUCAUAUUAUCUUUUACUUUGUUCCUGGUUGGAAUGCCCAUCAAUGUCAACAUGAAGUUCACUUUUAGUUCUGUUGAUUUAUUUUUAUUUUACUAACACCCAUUUGCUUUUAACCCCCUCACAUGUUGUGUUGUUGUAAACUUACUCUUUCAAAUAAAUACUCGUCUAACCCUCUGGAAA
Messenger RNA from Amphiprion ocellaris (clown anemonefish), 1737 nucleotides. Its product is annotated as cytochrome c oxidase assembly protein COX18, mitochondrial. The coding region runs from base 183 to 1277 and encodes 364 amino acids. The transcript is spliced from 8 exons. Gene Ontology annotation, molecular function: membrane insertase activity. Gene Ontology annotation, biological process: mitochondrial respiratory chain complex IV assembly; protein insertion into mitochondrial inner membrane from matrix. Gene Ontology annotation, cellular component: mitochondrial inner membrane. The record is from RefSeq and is a predicted model, not a curated record. Lineage: Eukaryota; Metazoa; Chordata; Actinopteri; Pomacentridae.